Molecule: messenger RNA, 324 nt
Organism: Strongylus vulgaris
Lineage: Eukaryota; Metazoa; Nematoda; Chromadorea; Rhabditida; Strongylidae
Source: the annotation of a GenBank genome assembly
AUGGAUUUUGGGGAGAUAGUCUACAAAAUCCUUACUACGGAGGAUGGGGAGGAAGAUGGGGUACUACCGGAGUUUACGGAGUUUAUGGAGGGUACGGAAGCUCUGGAAGAUAUGGAGGAUAUACUCCCUAUAGCACAUGGAGCGGAGGAUCAGGAUUAUAUGGAGGAUAUGGACUCUAUCGUCCUUACAGCUUAUGGAGCGGGGGGUGGGGAGGAUAUAGCGGAUAUCCAGGAUAUGGAGGAAUGGGGCUUUAUGGGACUUAUGGAGCAACUGCGCCCUAUCUUCCCUACAGUUCAUGGAGUGGAAGAUGGGGAGAAUACGUAG